Myxocyprinus asiaticus (Chinese sucker) is the source of this 4285-nucleotide messenger RNA. RefSeq lists its product as uncharacterized. The record is from RefSeq and is a predicted model, not a curated record. NCBI's taxonomy places the organism in Eukaryota, Metazoa, Chordata, Actinopteri, Cypriniformes, Catostomidae. The transcript is spliced from 2 exons. The coding region runs from base 2501 to 3217 and encodes 238 amino acids. Gene Ontology annotation, molecular function: methyltransferase activity; 2-oxoglutarate-dependent dioxygenase activity.
UUUUUUUUUUAUAAACAAAAGGAGGGGCAAAUCGAAAUUUAUUUUUGUGGUAAUGCCAUUUCAAUACAAUGAUAGUAACAAGGACCCAAACGUCUUAUAAAAGUAGUCCAUGCAACUCGUGUGUCAUAUUCUUAGUCUACUAAAGGCAUAUGUUAGGUUUGGCGAGAACAUCAUUUUGCAGUGAAAAUCUUGACGUCCGUUACGCAUUCAUGAGCGCUAUAAGAGAAGCUCUUUCACAGUGGCUUGCGUGUUCAUGUGAGAACUUACAUUGUUUUUUAGUGCUUAUGCACUAUCAAUUGCUGUUGUAUUAAGAAGGCAGGCCACCCCCCUAAAGCAGCAGAUACUCUGGGAGUGGUGAUUACUGCUUUUGGAAAAGGUCAUGAGGCAUCAGUGUAUUACUCCCUGCUAAUUCAGAGUCUGGGGGACGGAGCUUUAACUUCUGUCAAGAGAUAAUGGGAGAAAGAUUUAAACUUGGUAUUGGAGGAGGGAGUGUGGGCUAGGAUUCUAAAAAAUGUCAAGACUACAUCUAGAGAUGCAAGGGUGCACCUUAUGCACUUUAAGAUUUUACAUCGAUUCUAUUGGACCCCCUCUAGAUUGUAUUGGCUUGGUCUUAAAGACACACCCACCUGCUGGCGAUGCCAGUCAGAGGAUGGGAACACAACCCAUGUUUUUUGGUGGUGGGUUAAGAUCCAAGAAUUUUGGAUGAGGGUUCAGAGUUUCAUUUGUGAUGUAUUUACAGAAACUUGGAUGUCUGUGGUGAUUCCAGACCCCAACCCGCAGGGUUCUCCGUGCACCAUGUGGACAGAGCGAAAGACCUCUCAGGUAAAAGCAGAGGUGGUGGUGUAUGUUUUAUGAUCAACAAAUCCUGGUGUGAUCAGAGGAACGUACAUUCUAUCAAGUCUUUCUGCUCUCCUGAUCUGGAAUUUCUCAUGCUUUUGUGUCGACCAUUCUGGCUACCGAGGGAAUUCACAGCGGUCAUUAUCACUGCUGUGUACAUUCCCGCCACAAGCCGACACAGACCGGGCACUCAAGGAACUGUAUGGGAUUAUAAGUGAGCAGGAAACCACGCACCCUGAGGCCGCGUUCAUUGUGACUGGGGACUUUAAUAAAGCCAGUUUCAAAUCAGUCGCACCAAAAUACCACCAGCACAUUAGUUUCAACACACGAGGGGACCGGGUUUUGGACCAUUGCUACUCUUUCCUUUCCGGGACGGCUACAAAUCCCUCCCCCGCCCACCAUUUGGCAAAUCGGACCACUCUUCCAUUCUGCUUCUGCCCGCUUACAGGCAGAAACUGAAACAGGAAGCACCCAACCUCAGAACGAUCCAGUGCUGGUCGGACCAAUCAGAUUCUACGCAGAAGUCUUUUUUGAUAAUACGGACUGGGAGAUGUUCCGGUCCGCCUCUGAUGACGACAUCGAUGUUUAUGCUGAUAGCGUAAUGUGUUUCAUCAGAAAGCGCAUGGAGGACGUCGUUCCGACCAGAACAACACGGAUCUAUCCGAACCAGAAGCCAUGGAUAAAUAGCGAUGUUCGCGCGGCACUUAAUGUGCGGACCUCCGCUUUCAAUUCCGGGAAAGCGGAGGAGCAUAAACAAGCCAGUCAGAACAGCAAAACACCAGUACAGGAACAAGAUUGAAGGACAGUUUAACACCACCAACUCUAGAAGCAUGUGGCAGGGAAUUAACAUCAUCACGGACUUUAAAGGGAAUAAAAACUCCGCCAUGAACACUGCUGCCUCUCUGCCAGAUGAGCUAAAUACUUUUUAUGCUCGUUUUGAGGGAAAUAACACCGCCCUCGCGGAGAGAGCUCUCGUGGCCGAAGCUACAGAGGUUAGCUCACUCUCCGUCUCUGUAGCGGAUGUAACCCGAUCCUUCUGACGGGUGAAUAUCCGCAAAGCCACGGGCCCAGACGGCAUUCCUGGCUGCGUCAUCAAAGCGUGCGCGAACCAACUGGCUGGUGUUUUUACAGACAUUUUCAACCUUGUCCUCUCUUUGUCUGUAGUCCCCACAUGCUUUAAAACGUCCACCAUUGUGCCUGUUCCAAAGCAAUCAAAAAUAACUUGCUUAAAUGACUGGCGUCCUGUUGCUCUGACCCCCAUCAUCAGCAAAUGCUUUGAGAGACUAAUCAGAGAUUACAUCUGCUCUGUGCUGCCUCUCUCUCUUGACCCAUUGCAGUUUGCUUACCGCAACAACCGCUCCACUGAUGAUGCCAAUGCAUCUACAAUACACACUGCUCUCCCACCUGGAACAAAAGAACACUUAUGUGAGAAUGCUGUUUGUAGACUACAGCUCAGCAUUCAACACUAUAGUGCCCUCCAAGCUUGAUGAGAAACUCCGGGCUCUGGGCUUAAACAGCUCGCUGUGCAGCUGGAUCCUGGACUUCCUGUCAAGCAGACGCCAGGUGGUUAGAAUAGGCAGCAACAUCUCCUCAUCACUGACCCUCAACACUGGAGCCCCACAGGGCUGUGUUCUCAGCCCACUCCUGUAUUCCCUGUACACACAUGACUGUGGCAACACAUAGCUCCAAUGCCAUCAUUAAGUUUGCUGAUGACACGACGGUGGUAGGUCUGAUCACUGACAAUGAUGAAACAGCCUACAGAGAGGAGGUGCACACUCUAACACACUGGUGUCAGGAGCACAACCUCUCCCUCAACGUCAGUAAGACAAAGGAGCUUGUGGUGGACUUCAGAAGAAAAGACAGAGAACACAGUCCCAUCACCAUCAAUGGAGCACCAGUGGAGAAAGUCAGCAGCUUCAAGUUCCUGGGUGUCCACAUCACUGAGGAACUCACAUGGUCCAUCCACACUGAAGUCGUUGUGAAGAAGGCUAAUCAGUGCCUCUACUUCCUGAGACGGCUGAGGAAGUUUGGAAUGAACCGCCACAUCCUCACAGGGCUCUACACCUGCACUGUGGAGAGCAUCCUGACUGGCUGCAUCUCUGCUUGGUACGGCAAUAGCACAGCCCACAACCGCAAAGCACUGCAAAGGGUGGUGCGCACUGUCAGACACAUCAUCGGAGGUGAGCUUCCCUCCCUCCAGGACAUAUAUACCAGGCGGUGUGUGAAAAAAGCUCAGAGGAUCAUCAGAGACUCCAGCCACCCAAGCCAUGGGCUGUUCUCACUGCUACCAUCAGGCAGGCGGUAUCGCAGCAUCAGGACCCGCACCAGCCGACUCCAUGAUAGCUUCUUCCCCCAAGCAAUCAGACUUUUGAGCUCUUGAUCUCCCACGAUCAAAAUACAUCAGCACUGCACUUUAUUACUCUUACUCUUAUAUCUCACACCGGACUGUCAUAAAUUAUAUUAUUAUUAUAUUAUAUUCUCUCUUAACAACUGACUAUCAACCGACAGCCUGAAUGUCAAUACAGUACAAUACAGCCUAUUGUACAUUCUAUAUAUACUACUAUAUAUACUUUUUUAUUUUUAUUGAAUAAUGUGUAUCUAUAUUGUGUGUAUUAUAUACUGUACAGUGUAUGUUAUUAUUUGUAUAUUGUUGUGUGUAAUUAUGUGUAUAUUAGACUUUAAAUUGUGUUGUGUUAAUUUGAUGUUAUUGUAAAUUGGUAUAUGUCUCAUCACUGUCACGACUGCUAUGUUGAUCAGAACUGCACCCAAGAAUUUCACACACUAUUGCACUUGUGUAUAUGGCUGUGUGACAAUAAAUGUGAUUUGAUUUGAUUUGAUUUAUUGGGCAUUCAAAUUUCAUUUUGCCCCAGACGGGCAUAUUGGCAGGGUAGCGGCAUUUGAAGAAAUGUCAUAUAGAAGUCUAGGCAACCUGGAUUUGUUUGGCAAGAAAUGGGGCAGCUAUUUUGCCUUUUUAGAAGGCUCUCAGGGAGGGGCAGUGGAGAGAGACUUGUAGUUUUAAAUGUGUGUAUUGCAACCUUAUUGUUUUUUGUUUUCGAAGGUAUACUUUUUAUGUUUCUGAACAUUUUCUGCUGAUUUAUUGUCAAUUAACGUUUGACCACUGGGGUGCUUGUUUGUGUCGGGUGGGAGGGGGAAUGUUUAUAAUUUCAUAUAAUUUGAUUCCGCAUAUCCUGUCUAUUUAAUAUGCUGUAUGGAAUCAAUAAAAAUGGUUAAUAACAAAAAAGAAAAAGGCGGCAGACCGUGAUAUUCAUUAAAACAUCUCCUUUUUUGUUCCACAUAAGAAAGAAUGUCGUUCUGGCUUGGAACGACAUGAGGGAAAAGGUCAUAGAGUUGAUAAGUACCUGGCAAUCUCUUCGCUGUGGGCUGUCCAGUCUCGUAUGUACUCCUCCUGUUCUCUCAUCCUGUUCUUGAGGAGGAGGCCUCCGGGGCU